AUGCACUUGAGGUUAAUUUCUCGUAUCCUCAUUCUGACAAUCCUCGGCCUUUACCAACCCCUGAAACCCGGCGAUGCUAUUAUCGGCGGCGUUUGUACUACUGCUGUCGAUACAAAACGGGCUGAGCACAAUCUUUCGAUGGAGGAGUUCAUACACUCGCUCAGCGACAAUCUCAUAUCCUGGAAUGAGUAUGCACAAUCCGUGUAUGAGACUAAGGCCAAAGUCCGGAAUCAAAACGAGCUCUCGUCGGAUACUUGGAACCUGCCUGUAGUUGGGGAAUACGUUAAAGUCGACUGUCGGUUGGUCUGCUGGAUUCAAAUUGUCCCCAGUCAACGUUCUGUCCCUGGAGUCUCCGCAAACCAACGAAACCUUGUCUGCAAGCACAUUACUAAUGCAACAAACAAGAUUCAGCACUCAAGUCGGCACCCUGUCACUGUGAAAUGUACUGCCCACCAAUCAGGUAGCCUCUUUCAUAUCAUAAUCUCGUCUCUGCCGAAGGCAACGAACGGUCCAAAUAA
Messenger RNA from Spirometra erinaceieuropaei, 518 nucleotides. Lineage: Eukaryota; Metazoa; Platyhelminthes; Cestoda; Diphyllobothriidea; Diphyllobothriidae. The record is from the annotation of a GenBank genome assembly.